Messenger RNA from Lactuca virosa, 549 nucleotides. Lineage: Eukaryota; Viridiplantae; Streptophyta; Magnoliopsida; Asterales; Asteraceae. The record is from the annotation of a GenBank genome assembly.
AUGACAGAAUCUCUGAAUAUCGCUGUCAUCGGAGCCGGCACCUCCGGCCUACUCACCGCCCGGGAGAACCACCGAGUCACCGUCUUUGAAAAAUCAAACCGUCUCGGUGGAACCUGGCUUUACGAACCCCAAGUCGAGGCCGACGAUGUUCUUCACCUCGACCCCAAUAGAUCCAUUGUCCACAGCAGUCUCUACUCAUCCCUCCGAACAAAUCUCCCUCGGCCACUAAUUAGUUUCUCCGAUUACUCAUUUGAAGACAAAUACUACGGUGAUCCGAGAAUGUUCCCCGGUCAUGAAGAGGUUCUAAAGUUUUUGCAGGAUUUUGCUAACGAGUUCGGAGUCACUGAGGUGAUUCGUUUUACCUCGGAGGUGGUGCGAGUCGACUCAUUAGAUGGUGAUUUUGUGGUGGAGUGGAAGACGAUGGAGGUGGGUUCGGUGGCUGAGGUGUUUGAUGCGGUGGUCGUUUGCAGCGGCCACCAUACUGAACCUCGAAUCGCGGAUGAUGUUCCUGGUAAUUUUACAGAUCGGCCGGCUCGCGUGACUUUUUAA